Molecule: messenger RNA, 8857 nt
Organism: Ostrinia nubilalis (European corn borer)
Lineage: Eukaryota; Metazoa; Arthropoda; Insecta; Lepidoptera; Crambidae
Gene: Cda5
Product: mucin-2
Exons: 17
Coding region: 73-7578 (2501 amino acids)
Biological process (GO): carbohydrate metabolic process
Cellular component (GO): extracellular region
Molecular function (GO): chitin binding; hydrolase activity, acting on carbon-nitrogen (but not peptide) bonds
Source: RefSeq, a predicted model, not a curated record
GCUCGGCUAAGCGCGUCGAUGUGCCAUGCGGUGGUGAUAGUGCUGUGAAGUGGUGUUGUGCACGAAUACACGAUGAAGUCUUUUAGCGCGACCGCGCUCGUUGCUUUCGCGAUUGUUACAGAAUGUUUCGGCGCUCAGUCAGACCGCUCCCGGCAGCGAUCCGGACCCAUCAGAAGCGUGCCGGUGGCAGCCGACAUCAAACGGGACGUGGACUUCAUUUGCCCUGAGGACUUUGGAUACUACCCCCACCCCACUGACUGCACUCUCUACUACGUGUGUGUGUUCGCGAGCGCUCUCCUUGAGUCUUGUACUGGUGGCCUUAUGUACAGCCACGAACUUCAAACAUGCGAUUGGCCCAGAAACGUUGGAUGUGAUGGCCCCAGCGCUGCAGGAGGCGAUGAGUUGGAGCGGCUUAGCGAGAGGGACGGAAUUAACGAAAGGGAGCGCAUUAACGAAAGGGGGCGCAUUAACGAGAGGGCGCGCGUUAACGAGAGGGAGCGCGUUAACGAAAGGGAGCGUUAUAACGAGAGGGAGCGUGUUAGCGAAAGGGAGCCACCGCCACCACCUCCACCUCGCCGCACCCCGCCGCCGCCACCACCACGUGUGCAACCCAACCCCGUCGUCACGUCUCGAGGCCAACCCAAAUUCAACCGUGAUGAAUAUGAAAAGCAACAGCAACUCUAUGCCGAAGUAGACGAUCUACCUCCUGUCGAAGAAAUCGAAAGUGAUAGACAACAGCGUGUAUAUAGAGGACAACCUUCAACCAUUGGACAAGUUCAAAAAGACAGAGACGGCUACGCGCAAGUCAACUCUGGUGGAAGAAAUCUCAACAACAACAUCAUCCCCGCUUCGAUACCUCAGAAUAACGGCAAAAUUGGCUCUUUCUCCUUUGGUACACAAGUCGAUGAAAGAAGAACAGCUACGAUUACUCAAGUACCACAAACAUAUAGUGGAAAAAGUGACAACAUGACUGACCCUAUUCAUGACAGACAGCUAGACAUUAUCACUAAUGAAAUUGCAUCAGACGUAAUUGAAAAACCCGUUUUGCGUAGGAAACGAGACACAGAGGCUCAAGACUUAGGUGUAGGAGACAAGAAUUCCACUAACGUAGAUAACAUUUCGGAAAGAAGUAGCAAAGACGAAGAAAUUGAAUAUUUCGAAUAUGAUGCAGAGGCAGUUCCCAGUUAUGGUGAUGAGCGUGGUCAAGAUGAUAGUGAACGUGGAAAACGUCAAGUUCGAUAUUAUUUAAAAAAUGGUUACAAGAGUCCAGGAAAAAAUUGGGGCGUGCCAAAAACUAUAAAACUAGUUGAUUUAAGACAAUUAAAUUAUAGUCCACAAAAUACGCGACUUCAAGCAAACUAUAACGGACUCAACAAUGCCCAUGACCCAAGUCCAAAUCAAUACUCUUCAAGUAACAACUUCGGUUCAUCGCCUAACUCCUAUCAGAUUUAUCAAAUUGAUAGUAAUCCACAGUCACAAAUAGCUUUCAAACCCAGUUUGCCGGAUCCUACAAAUCAAAAACUGGCACAAAGUUCUGGAAAUGUAGCCACACAAAUAAUCACAAAAAGUCCACCGAUUUCUUCAUUGAAAAAUAACGAAAAUCUAUUUGCGUCUUUGGCGGGAGGAUUUUUCAAUAAUGCUCCAAAACAAAAUAAUGAUCAGAGAAACAAUCAGUUUGUAUCACAGUAUACACCUAUUUCAAGCAAACCUAAUCAACAAGUCGUGUUUCCCGACUCAUCAAUACUGCCAAGUACUGUAAUUACUGGUAAACCAGUUCUCUUGUCUACCACACAAGGAACACGAACCAAAUAUAGACCAAUUGAAAAUAACGAGCAAUCACAAGUACGAGGUCGACCAAUUUCAAACGCGAAUGUUAAUCAAAAUAGUAAACGUCCAAAUAAUGAUGAGGAAUAUGAGGAUGAAAGUGAAUCGGAAGAAGAUGAAUCAGAUGAAAACGCAUCGUCGGAGAAAGACGACAAUGACGAUUUUAAACACGAUUUUCCCGAACCUCCCUAUGAAUUUACACAUCCAAGUCAUAAAUUCGCGGACAUAGAAAACCCUUUUGCGAACCCUAAUUUUGAUUUUGACGCUUUUUUAUCAAAACUAAGUGGCGGCCAGUACAGAGUAACAACUCAAAAACCGAUAAAGGCACAAAACGCUGCAAUAAAAACUAUAGCCCACCCUGUCGAAAUAACAACAGCCAGUUCAAGCUCCGGUCAUCGUAGUUCAACACUUAACUAUAAAGGUAUGAGUACUCCGCGGCCAUUCAGUGGAUCAAUCGAUGGGGAAAUUACAGGGAGACCAAAUGAAAAUCUGCAUUCACCAUCAUCGACCAAACAAACCUUUGAACAAUGGACUCCAAUUCCAACUUCUAAACACCGUGGACAAGAACAGCAAUCGUCUUUGAAUCAGAAUACUUACAGAGCACCACAACAAAAUGCAGGGAUACCUUUAGAUGCUUUCAGACCCAAACUUAAACCGCCUAAUUUUAAAGAUGAGCGACUAUUGCCAAUAAAUUUUAAUUUUAACAGACCUGCAGAAAGUACAAUUAGACCUAAUUAUGAUACGUCAAAGCAAAAAGGAGAGAAUCACCAAGUAUUUACAGUAACACAAAGACCAUACGUGGUAGUAACGGCUACGGGCACUCCAUUACUUUUGUCAACACCUAAACAACAGUAUUAUAUAAACUCAGAAAAAUUAAUUUCUUCGCAACCUUAUAUUGUAUCGUCAACUGGAAAGCCAUAUUUAGUUUCUUCUGGUAAACCACACCAGGCGUACAUAGCAUUUAAAUCAACUCCCAAACCUCUGACAACUAUUGCUAAUGAACAACUUGCGGCAUUGCAACACUACUGGAACAAUAAUCCAUCUUCAGAAUCAUAUUACACUAUUAAAUCAACACCAAGGCCGAAAGCAGUGUCUGAGCUCCCGAAACUUGAAAGUUUAUUCUCACAAACUGGUAGACCUACCGUAUCGCCCACAAGGGGUCAGAGCUUUUAUGCAAAUAUAGCUAAAGAUCCAGUUGCUUCAACGACUAAGCAACCUCCAAAACGAAGGCCCAUUCCUAAACCAUCUCCUGAAAUGAAUGACUACUAUUAUGAAGAUGACGAAGAAGAAUAUUAUUAUGAACCUCUUGUGAAACCAAAAUAUAUGCCCAGUUCUGAAGUUAAACCUCAAAGACCACCGAUGGCUCAAAAUUAUAAAGAAUACGAUGAUAGUUAUGAAGACCAACAAGAAAAGCGACCAGUGAAUAACAGGCCCUCACAGCAGUCGCCAAGAAGACCAGUCAAAUAUUCCCACAAUUCAGAAAGUGUUACCAAAAAUUACAAUGACGUUUCCGUUGUGACAAAAAGUCCUAUGAAGAACUAUAAUAAAAACGUUAAUGGAAAGAUACCUAUUCCAGUUUACGUAAACUAUGGAACUCCUUCACCUACAGUUUUGACGCGUCCCGAAGUCUCCAACUACGAAAUAAUUCAUCAUAUGCCGCGUAACCGUACGAUUCACAUCCGAAAACCAGCGCAUUUAGAAAGCGGUCCUUAUACUCUAAAGCCCCCCAAAUAUCUAAACCAGACAACAUUAAGACCUUAUACAGUUAGGCAUAGGUUAGCUAAGCCGACUACUGUCAAUGAGCCGAUCCCGACGAACGACGACAGCAAACAGACUAGAGGAAGAGUCCGACACCAAAACAUAGUAGCACAUAUUAAAAAUACAACUCCUCGAGACAGCCAUAACCAAGAGACUCGUUAUACAAAGACUAAACAUGACGAUACUACAAACAGUUUGGAACCGACCGAGAGCGUUGCUCCUGUCUCUUACUCAGCGAGCCCCCGUCCGAAAAUGCUUUACAACGGAUCUCAAAGCUACAGCCCUGAUCAGUACGAUCCCUUCUAUGCUGUGUACGACGAGGAUGGUGAACUAUACAAAGAUGCAGACUACGUCCAGCAAUAUAACUCGGCGUCACUCCGUCCGGCAGUCCAGCAGACGUACCGCGGAACUCCGCCUCCGGCCCGCCGCCCUGUUGAGACAUACUCGCCGAGGCCUGUUGCUGACGACUACGAUGAUGCUCUUAUUCAGGGACAGAUAAGCAACCAAAACCAGUACCAAUCACCCAUACGCCAUUCUACAAGGGGCGAUGGUAAUGAAUUGGGCUAUGAACACAUACCGAGCAGCGUGCGGACGACUAUAUACGAAGCAACUUCUAUAAGCACCACUCCUUCUACUACGACUAGCACAAGCACUACCACGCAACGUUCUACUACCGCACCCUACACUGAGGCAAUGACCCCGUCUCGAUAUACCACAACAAGAUCACCUACAGAUGAAAAUCCCAAAUCCCAAGAACCUAAUCCCUCACAAAGCCCUGCUGACGGGUCUAAUUCGUCAAUCCAAUCAACUCCUACGUCAGUUAUAAACCUUUCUUCCCUUGCAAAACCUUUUGAAAGGACUGACAAUACGCACAGGUUAAGCGAGACCAUACUUUCGACUGAAAAGACUCCGACUUCUAGACAAUCUUCUCGAGUAACUAACAACAACAAAGUAUCAGUGGAUGCGGUGAAACCUUCUUCUAAUGAAAAUAAAAAAGUUGUGUCAUUAACUACUGGUUUUUCUAUUAGGCGAAACUCAAAUAAUACUAACAAUCCUUAUACGUUGACUGUCUUAACCCGACCCAUAGAUGAAUACAGUAAGUCUAGAAGGAGAACCAAAGUUACUGAAAACAUCAAAAAUAGAGGUUUACAGGCUAGCAGAUACUAUUAUGAAAGCGAAAACAACAAAGAUAUCGAGGAACCAAGUGCCGCUUUAGAUUUGAGUGAAUAUCGCAGUUCUUCAGAGGCAAUCACAACUAGAAAAGAUUCUAGUCCCGAAAUAAUUAGCGAAGAGGUACCUUUAUAUACACGACCAACCGUUCGUAUAACGGCUAAACCAAAUGUGCGAACUACUGAGCCAACUACAACUUCAGCACCAUCAACCAAAUAUUACCUCAAAACGGUUUUACGGCGUCCAUCCCCAUUUACUACUAACAACGGGCUGAAUGUUGAUUCCACAGAAAACUCAAUAAAUACCGAAGCCUUGAUUGAUAUUGCUCUUGAAAAUUCUCGAGCAAACAACCAAGAAUAUGUACAACCAACACCGUCAUUAACUGAAAAAGAUUUUGAUGGUCAAAAUGACAGAUCUGACGAAACAUGGGACGAGCCAAUAGUGUCGCCUUAUAGAGCUUUGAAUAAUUUACGAAAUACUUAUGACAAUGAAGAUAACUAUAUUCCGGAAUCUACAUCUACCACCACUUCUACAACUCGUGUAACAAUUCCUCCUCGACGCACAGAAAAAACACGAUCAAAACCAUCUUAUUAUACUUAUCGCGUUUUAGACGAAGUUGUGCCUGAUCAAACGACUGAAGUUUUUGGUAGCACUGUAAAAAAUGUUCUUAAAGCGUUCUUUAAUAACAUAGUGAGUACACCUACACCCCGAUUAUUGAAUGAAUUCUCUAUUACCACACCUAGAACUACUCCUCAACCCGAAGAAAAAACUGUAAAUAUUGGUUUCCAAAAGAAAAAGUUGAAGUUUGUAAAUGAAAAACCUUCCCGUAAUAAUGUUAAGAGAAUUCAAAUCAUUACUGAGCCGAGUAUCAAUAAAUUCCAAUCCUCAAAUGAUGAUGAAUAUAGUUAUACUGAACCCGCGUUUAGAAAUGAUUUUACAUCGACAUCGACAUCAACCACAACCACAACCUCUUCUCCGGCCCCAAUUAUUAUAACAGAACCACCCACCACUCCAACUAUGCUCGAAAGUUCAACUAAUAAUGAAUAUCGUAAUGUUCUUAGUAGUCGAUUUUAUGAGACCGCUUUUGACAGCUUUGUUCCAAGCAAACCCGAACCACCAAAGUCGUAUAAAUUCCAAAAACUUUUAGAAGAAUCUCCAACUGAACCUUCUAGUCGUGAUAGUUUCUCUUUUAUUGGUUCCGAUGACGUAACGACCAAAGUAUUCAAUAAAGGUACUAAAUCUCCACCUGAAAUCGAUUGGAACCGACCAACUAACAAACUUGUAAGCGAAAUUGCUUCGACUACAAGCACUACGAAAGCGACUUCGACUGCUCGAGUUGAACCGACAUCUUCGACUAAGAGCUUAUCCUUCCCUACUCGGGCCUCGCGAGUCAAUCCUGCCAUAAAGUUGGCCGCGACAAACCCUGGAGGUGGACGCAGGAGUUACCAAACGCCGUCCAAUUGUUCAUCAGACAACAGUCUGCAAGCGAACCCAAAAUGCAACGAAAUCAAAUAUCAGAGGCCGACUAAUACAAGAGGACGAGGCCACGCACACUAUUCAGCUGCUUCGGAUGCGCCUGCGCCUAUUCCAAACAGAGGAACUCCACCAACCCGUAGCCGCCCUACUUUAAAGCCAUCCACGGCUAUAGUAUCCAAGAGCACUGAGUUUGUGGACAUCUACGCUCACCCGCCGAGUAGACCAGCCCCGGUCUAUCCCCAGCCGACACCUGACAAGACAGCAGCGAAGUGCAGAAAAGACGUUUGCUUAUUACCGGACUGUUACUGCGGAGGAAAAGAUAUUCCCGGUGACUUACCCGUGGAGACGGUACCGCAAAUCGUUCUUCUGACAUUCGAUGACUCGGUAAACGACUUGAACAAGGGCCUGUACGCGGAUCUCUUUGAGAAACGCCGCGUGAACCCUAACGGUUGUCCCAUCUCGGCGACGUUCUAUGUGUCGCACGAAUGGACUGACUACAGUCAGGUCCAGAAUCUGUACUCCGCUGGACACGAGAUGGCCUCACACACAGUUUCCCAUAGUUUUGGAGAACAGUUCUCCCAAAAGAAAUGGAACAGAGAAGUGGGUGGUCAAAGAGAGAUUCUCGCUGCAUAUGGUGGUGUGAAACUAGAGGACGUUAGAGGUAUGAGGGCACCUUUCCUCUCAGUCGGAGGCAACAAGAUGUUCAAGAUGUUGUACGAUUCGAACUUCACUUAUGACUCGUCGCUGCCGGUUUAUGAGAAUAGACCCCCGAGCUGGCCUUACACGCUCGACUACAAACUUUUCCAUGAUUGUAUGAUUCCUCCAUGUCCGACUAAGUCUUAUCCAGGAGUUUGGGAAGUGCCUAUGGUGAUGUGGCAAGAUCUGAAUGGAGGUCGUUGUUCCAUGGGCGACGCUUGCGCUAACCCACCUGAUGCUGAAGGCGUAUACAAGAUGAUACUGAAGAACUUUGACAGACAUUACACUACCAAUAGAGCCCCAUUCGGUUUGUACUACCACGCUGCGUGGUUCGUCCAGCCACACCACAAAGAGGGCUUUAUCAUGUUCUUGGACUUCAUCAAUAGAAUGCAGGACGUUUGGAUUGUCACCAACUGGCAAGCCCUGCAGUGGGUUAGAGAUCCUACACCUAUCUCCAGGAUCAACAACUUCCAGCCGUUCCAGUGUAAUUACCAGGACCGGCCAAAGAAAUGCAACAACCCUAAAGUGUGCAAUCUAUGGCACAAAUCUGGGGUAAGGUACAUGAGAACGUGUCAGCCCUGCCCCGAAGUGUACCCAUGGACGGGUAAGACUGGCAUCAGGUCUUCACGCAUCGACAACGACAUCGGCGAAUAAGCUUACCCAUAGACAAUAACAAAUACAAAUUGUGCAAAUGAUGAUCCUAAAACUGAUUAGAAUACAAUGGAUCAACGUAAACUAAUUCACAGUAGAAUUGUUUUGUCACCAACUAAAGAGUGCCAUUUAGAUAAUGAUGGUCACAAAGCAAGCUUUGACAUUCUUGACAGUCUCAUUGUAAAUUGGUAUAACUCUGUCUCGUGCUAAGUCGUCCGCCACGUGAUUGUAUUGGAAACUGUGAUAUUAAGUGUUUUCAAUCGUCUUGAGUGAAGAAUGUGUCAAUAUUUUUAAUUUUAUACAUGCAUGGUUUUAUUUUAAGGAAUUUUGUGCAAUGUUUUUGCGUUUUAUGAUUUCCUAUUUUGUGUUUGGUUAAUACCUACCUAUUUAACUACAUCCCUAUGAAAUACUCUGAUCUGAUACACAUUUAGUUAAGUUUAAUGUUUAAUAUCGUGAAGUGAUACUUUAUUGUCUAAUUUUUCAGCACUUGCAAUAGUAUUAAAAUUUAACACAAUGUACUUAAAUCAGAUUACCAUUAUCGAUAAUGUUUUAAACAAGAGCCAUAUUGAAUUUUAGAAAUUAUUUUCUUGUAAUCUUGCCAGCUUCGCGGUUGACACUGCCUUUUUUUAAUUUGUAAAUAUGUAUUAGUUAAUUUUAGUUUAUAGAUAUUAGAUAAAGUUUACAUUGUUCUUUAAAAACAAUGAUACCAAUAAAGUAAUCUCAUGUGAUUUUUCAAAUAAUUCAAUACAUAUUUUUUGAAUCUAUACCAAGCUAAAAUAUUCGUAUAGUUAUGUAGACGUCUGUUGAAGCAUCAAGGUUGAUGUAGCACAUGUCUACGUGACUUUUUGGUAUACAGUUUAAUAAUGCAAUUUAAUCCUUUAUUUGAGUCAUAAAUACUUUCUCUUGAUAAUGUUAUUGAUGACUCAGCAAGUGAAUUUACUACUUAGUUAAUUACUCUUUAGCUUAAAUCUUUAGUACGCUAUAGCUACUAAAGUUAUUGGAAGCGCUUGCUACAACUCUAUUUAAAAUUAAUCUAGACAUUCACUAUUUAUAAGUCCUAUUAUUGUAAAUAUUAGAAUAGUAUUUAAAAUUGGUAGUUUCACUUUUGUAAUGUUUCGUGAUUAGACAUUUUUUAUUUUAUUUUUACUCGGACGUGACUAUUGGUAAGACCUUCGGCGAUGAGUCUCAACUGAACUUUUGUAUAAUUCUAAAGGAAUCUCUAUUUAUGUACAAUGGUUGAAAAAUUGUGACCAGUGCUGAUAAAUAAAAUGCUGUAAACGAA